This is a messenger RNA of Cajanus cajan (pigeon pea), 1568 nucleotides long. Its product is annotated as F-box protein At5g07610. The record is from RefSeq and is a predicted model, not a curated record. NCBI's taxonomy places the organism in Eukaryota, Viridiplantae, Streptophyta, Magnoliopsida, Fabales, Fabaceae. Gene Ontology annotation, molecular function: protein binding.
GAUAAAAAGAUUUUCUUCUUCCUGAAGUGAUACCUCGCGCUUCUUCUCCGUCUCGUCCUCCCAAAUGCGCGUUGCAGAGAGCGAAGAUCUCUUGACGGAGAUUCUCCUCCGUUUGCCAGGGAAGCCAUUAACCACCUUCAAAUGCGUUUCAAAGCAAUGGUACGCACUCAUUUCUCAUCCACGUUUCCUUCGUCGAUACCUCACCUCCAACCGUUUUCCCUCUUCCUUGUUGCUCGCACCCUUUCCCAUGCACUCGCGUCGACACCGCGCGAAGCUCAUUCCCCCUCUCGCAGCUUCUCCUCCUCCAACGCUCAUCGACUUCGGUUUCCUCAACGUUCCCCACUUGGCCCUUAGCGUCGCGCAAUCUUGCAACGGCUUGCUGCUUGUGCAAGGGACGCACAAGGACAAGAGGUGGCCACUGUCACGCGAAACGCGCCGCUCCAAUCUCUUCGUGUGUAACCCAAUCACCGAACGUUCCGUCGCAAUCACGGGAAUAGCGACAAAGAGUAAUUUUUUUCUCGCUUAUGACCCUCUGAAGUCUCUGCAUUUCAAACUUGUUUCUGUCCAAUCUGUGCAUCGUUUCGCUUCGGGGGAAACAACGUUAGCUUGGGGUGACUAUUAUACGAACGAGGUUGCUAUAUAUUCUUCCGAGACAGCUUGUUGGAGUGAUACUAGGGUUUGUUUCACUACCCCUCCUUCUAUGAAUAUGGAUUUAGGUGUUUAUUGCAAUGGUUCUGUUCAUUGGUAUAUUAAAGCUAAGGAGUCGUUUUACUUUGAUGUGGAAAGCCAAUGCUUGAAAACGUACCCAAUGCCACCCAAUAUUGAGAACCAUGAGAAGAGUCAUUUCGGUGAGUCACGGGGGCGUUUGCAUAUGAUUCUCAUGUCCCCUCAACUGUUUUUGUAUGAUAUUUUUGAGUUGGAGGAAGAUUACUCUGCUUGGUCACUGAGGUUCCACAAGCUGGAUCUUAGUCCCAUGCAAGCUGCAUUUCGAGGCAUGAAUUGGUACUUUGAAGACGAUGUUAUUCCAUUAUUUGAUAUAUUGUGUGUUGUUCGCCAUAAAAGUGAAGAUGAUUUUGUGCUUCUGUUGCUUAUUCCUGAUAGAGUCGUCUUGUCCUAUAAUGUUUUGGAUGCUACCGUCAGAGAGCUAAGUGAACUUCAGCCUAUUGUUAGGUCACAUGCUCCUUGGGUUGGAGGUUACACCUUUGUAGCAUUUGAAUACAUUGAGAAUCUUUCUCCGGUUGGAGGUUUCACUGCUUGACGAUACUAAUCUAAUGAUCCAUUGUCCUCUAAAUUAUUUUGUUAGCAUCUUUUAGGAAGUGCAAAUAGAGGGAUCGUUGGAGUAUCUUACUUGGUUGUGAAAGCCCUAUGCAGUCAACGCUUUUUGGUUUUGGCCUUCUAUCAGCCACUAUCAGUGUGUUAUAUUUUAAAAUCUUUUCAUAUCGUUGUCUCCAUGUACAUCUAUUGAAGUGUUAAUCUGUGUUUGUCAUAACGCAUUAUAGCAUAGACUUAUGUUUUUAAUCAGCAUCAUUAGUUCAUAUUAAAUGCAAUGUAUGUUUUAUGAUUCCUGU